GGAGACACUGAUUUUUAGUUUUAACUAUAUUUAACAAUAAAAAUAUUGCUUGAAUCGAAGACAGAGCGAGCAAACAUAAAAUAUAGACACACUGUAGACUCCAAGAAAGGAAGACGGAGAGUUUCUGGGAGUGAGAUUGGUCAGUUUGGUUGCAAAACCAAUCAAUCUCUUCAUCUCUCUUCAUCCUCCCCCCUCCCCCUCUCUGAUCUUUCUUUGCAAGUUUAAAUAUGGGUCUUCCGACACAUACAGCUCAAAACGGCAACGGUUCCCUUGAUACAGGCAAUGCCCGUCUCAAAGAGCUUGGCUACAAACAAGAGCUUAAGCGUGACCUCUCGGUGUUUUCGAAUUUUGCGUUUUCGUUUUCGAUCAUAUCAGUGUUGACUGGUAUAACCACGCUUUACAAUACUGGACUCAAUUUUGGAGGGCCAGUUUCAUUGCAAUAUGGAUGGUUCAUAGCUGGUGGGUUCACCAUGAUUGUUGGGUUAUCCAUGGCUGAAAUUUGCUCUUCUUAUCCAACUUCUGGUGGUCUCUACUACUGGAGUGCAAAGCUUGCUGGUCCUAAUUGGGCACCCUUUGCAUCUUGGAUAACAGGCUGGUUCAACAUUGUUGGUCAGUGGGCUGUUACAACCAGUGUAGAUUUCUCACUUGCACAGCUGAUUCAGGUUAUCAUUCUCCUUAGCACAGGUGGAAAAAAUGGUGGUGGAUAUCAAGCAUCAAAAUAUGUAGUUAUUGCUAUACAUGGAGGAAUUUUACUCCUGCAUGCUGCGCUAAAUAGUCUUCCCAUAUCGGUCUUAUCUUUCUUCGGGCAGCUGGCUGCUGCCUGGAAUCUUGUAGGUGUUCUUGUUCUUAUGAUUCUCAUUCCCCUUGUUGCAACGGAGAGGGCUAGUGCCAAGUUUGUGUUUACACACUUCAACACUGAUAAUACGGAUGGAAUCAAUAGCAAAGCUUACAUUUUCGUUCUGGGACUUCUGAUGAGUCAGUAUACCCUCACUGGGUAUGAUGCAUCUGCUCAUAUGACAGAGGAAACUAAGAAUGCUGAUAAGAAUGGACCAAAAGGAAUAAUUAGCGCCAUCGGGAUAUCGGUUAUAUUUGGAUGGUUUUACAUAAUUGGUAUCACCUUUGCGGUUACCAACAUCUCUUCUCUCUUGAGUGAAGAUAAUGAUGCUGGUGGUUAUGCCAUUGCUGAAAUAUUUUACCAAGCUUUUAAGGGAAGAUAUGGCAAUGGGGUUGGGGGCAUUAUUUGUCUGGGAGUGGUUGCUGUUGCCAUAUUUUUCUGUGGCAUGAGUUCAGUUACAAGCAACUCUAGGAUGGUUUAUGCGUUUUCUAGAGAUGGAGCCAUGCCACUCUCAUCACUUUGGCACAAAGUGAACAAUCAGGAGGUUCCCAUAAAUGCCGUUUGGCUCUCUGCGGUCAUAUCUUUCUGCAUGGCAUUGACGUAUCUCGGAAGCGAGGUGGCUUUUCAGGCCAUGGUAUCUAUAGCUACUAUUGGACUGUACAUUGCUUACGCCCUACCCAUAUUCUUCCGGGUGACUUUGGCACGCAAGUCCUUUAUUCCGGGACCAUUCAAUUUGGGUCGCUAUGGUGUCCUGGUUGGUUGGAUUGCAGUCCUUUGGGUAGCAACCAUCUCAAUCCUCUUCUCAUUGCCUGUAACCUACCCCAUCACUAACGAGACACUCAAUUACACUCCCGUCGCUGUUGGUGGUUUGUUAAUCCUUACCAUUUCUUCUUGGAUCUUGUGGGCUCGUCAUUGGUUCAAAGGUCCUAUAACCAAUGUAGAAAGCUAAAUAUGCAGAGUGAUAUUUUCAUUUCUUAGAAAUAUUAUUUUUUAUCUUGCAUGUAUAUACUACGUGUCAAAGAAAGAUACGUUUGAAGGAAUGACAUUGAACUGGUUCUAACGAGGAUACUCAUCCUAUCAUGAAGGAAGAAACCUUGAUCAGAUUUCCAAGGGAAUAAGAUUUCGCAGUUGACAGCAGAUUAGCAAGUUGAUGAAGAUUCAGAAAGUCCAUUUGAACACUGCUCAAACGAGUUAGAACAUGGUUAAAUUUACUUCCCAUAUAAUUGUCUGAUCAAUCCGGUGCACUUACAGAAGAAAUCAAGAAAUUGUGGCAAACAAUUAAUAA
This is a messenger RNA of Populus trichocarpa (black cottonwood), 2120 nucleotides long. RefSeq names its product amino-acid permease BAT1 homolog. Lineage: Eukaryota; Viridiplantae; Streptophyta; Magnoliopsida; Malpighiales; Salicaceae. Gene Ontology annotation, molecular function: L-lysine transmembrane transporter activity; gamma-aminobutyric acid transmembrane transporter activity; L-glutamate transmembrane transporter activity. The record is from RefSeq and is a predicted model, not a curated record. Bases 228 to 1784 code for a protein of 518 amino acids. Gene Ontology annotation, biological process: transmembrane transport; gamma-aminobutyric acid transport. The transcript is spliced from 8 exons. Gene Ontology annotation, cellular component: membrane.